Lutzomyia longipalpis is the source of this 3887-nucleotide messenger RNA. RefSeq names its product protein apterous. The coding region runs from base 1605 to 3044 and encodes 479 amino acids. The record is from RefSeq and is a predicted model, not a curated record. Gene Ontology annotation, cellular component: nucleus. The transcript has 8 exons. Lineage: Eukaryota; Metazoa; Arthropoda; Insecta; Diptera; Psychodidae. Gene Ontology annotation, biological process: regulation of transcription by RNA polymerase II; neuron differentiation. Gene Ontology annotation, molecular function: RNA polymerase II transcription regulatory region sequence-specific DNA binding; DNA-binding transcription factor activity, RNA polymerase II-specific.
GGAAUCUCCCACCUCAUGCACGAGUCUCCGUGUUGGCUUCUUCUCGCGGCUCGAGAACUCUCAUCUCGCCGCAGAACCCCAGUGUUCAGCUGAGUGUCGUAGACGGCGCAUGCGUCUUUCUCACUCUUCCCGCGGCUACGUCUACAUCUUCCUCUUACCCAAUUUUACCGUGAUCCUGUUGUACGGAAAAUCAGGCAGGAGCCCUCAAAAUUGUGGUGCGAAAAAAACUAUCGCGUGUGCUAGAGUGGGUUAAAUUUUGGACGAAGAACUUUCUUUUGGGUGCGAAUCCUUUGAGACCGGUACGAGUGCGGUUGGACUCCUUGAAAGGGAUGCAGGAUAGUGAUAUUGCAUACGCUGGGAAAAGGGAUCAAGAAGAAUUUUUGUGAAUUUUUCUCAUAAACUCCUUGAGAGACUUGCCGGUAUACUGGUUGCUAUAUACUACACAGGCUCCUAUAUAAAUUUUAGACUAUCCCUUAGGAUUGAUCUGUUGAGAAAAUUUAUUAUCCAAGCUGUUGAGUCCGUCGAUAGGUCAUAUAGUGCGGUGUUUCCUGGAUUUUUUUCUUGUGUGUCCUCUUGCCGCGUAAAAAUCUAAUGAAGAGAUCGUUUCUGGGUGUUUUAUUGACCGGGUAGAGGCAGCAGAGAAAAACCCUAAAAGUGGAAUGUAUCCAUCAGCACAGGCGCAGAGACAAAUAUAAAUAAUCCCUUAUCGAUGAAAAAUCUCUCAAAUGACACACACGGUACUCUAAAUUGCUUCUUAUCAAAACGAUACAUCUCCCAUUGGGACGAGUGGAAAGAAGAUUCGACUUUUUGGCCUUCUCGAGUGACACGGAAAAAGGAAUCCUCCGGAGCGGCUGCAAGAAGUGGAGAAGACACAAAAAAACAUAUAAAAUAUUCUAAUAAAUGUCAUCCAGGCUCUCAAGCCUUCUAAAUAAUUGCUGAAGAAGAAUUUUAACAGUGAUUUCGAGUUCUUGACCCGCCGUGCGGUUUAUUUGUGACUUGUAAAAGAAAUUUUAAAAAAAUCCUUCUUAAGGACCUUCCGAAUCAAGCAAUUAUUUUUUUUUAAAUAAAAAUUUGUGAGCUUAUAAGAAAUAUUUAUAUCUACAAAGAAAAAUCUCUAACUUUUCUUACAAGAUCUUGUAAAGAGACAAAAAGGACUAAACAUAAUAAAUUUUCCGGCUUAGGACUCCCGAUAAGAGACAAUAAUUUCUUCUUUUAAAUAAAUAAUCAAAAGUGUUCAAUGUGCUUAAAUAAAAAUUAAAAAAAAAAAGUGUUAAUUGUGCCUCUGAUUAAUUCCCAGGCUUGUAGCAAGUAAUUUCCGUCUGUGAAUUCCCAACACUUUUGUCUUUUCCGGCACAUCUUGUGGCAAAUUUUCCCUCGGUGGCACAGAGAGAAAAAUUCUUCAGAGUCACAUCAAUAGAAUUUGAAUGGUGCGGCAUUCUGCGUAGUGUUUGUUGUGUGCAUCUUGCACGCAAUGAUGGAUUUGUGAAUUCGUGCGAACUGUGCGUGCGGAGAUCUUGUGUGGCGAAAUUUUACCUCUUGAGAAAGGGGUGCCCUUCACACGGGCUCCAUUGACAACGAUAAGCGGCACAACGAUUGAGGCGCUUAUGGGCGUCUGCAAUGAGGAGCGCCCUGUAAUGCAUUGGCAGCAGAGCGCAAGAUUCUUUGGGCCGACGAGGGAAAGAAGUCCAACACUUCCAAUACCCGUGAUAGGUGGUCAGUGUACAAAUAGGAACAACAAUCAUCCACUCCAUAGACCCUGUGCAUCGUGUUUGGAACCCUGUGAGCACAUUGGAAAGCCCUUUGGACCCAAUCAGGUGUAUCCGGACUCAUGUCGAAGCAAUUACAAAUCUCCGGAGCACGGUGGAUUGUUCGAGGAUGCUUCCCUGAGUUACACAGACUUGCCCAAAGAAUGCCUGGAGCGUACGAGUGUACCAACGGGGAGUGGUGGGGCCGCCAGUGCAGGAUCCACCUCCAUGUCCGAUCAGUAUCUUCAGCUAAAAGCAGAACCAGCACCAAGCAGUCCAGAAUCAUCAUCGGAUGUCCCUUCGUCGAGUCCUGACGAUUGCGCUGGAUGUGGUCAACUGAUACAGGAUCGAUUCUACUUGUCGGCGGUGGAGAAGAGGUGGCAUGCCGGAUGCCUUCAGUGCUGCAUGUGUCGCCAACUGCUCGAAGGUGAAACUUCCUGCUAUUCCCGAGAUGAGAAUAUCUACUGCAAAACAGAUUACUACAGAGUAUUCGGUACGAGAAGAUGCUCCCGCUGUAUGGCAACGAUAAGUUCAUCGGAAUUGGUGAUGAGGGCACGUCAUCUUGUCUUUCACGUGAGAUGCUUCUCUUGUGCUGUGUGCAAUACACCCCUCACAAAGGGGGACCAUUUUGGGAUGAGAGAGUCGACAGUUCUGUGUCGACUACAUUAUGAGAUUUCACUGGAAACUGAAGCUCUUCCUACCACCACACCAAUGACAAUGGCUUGUCAGCAUCCUCAACCAUUUGGUACGUCUCCACUAGGACCCCCAAGCCCCAGCGAUGGCGCCACGAAGCUGGGACCCUCAGGCUUCUUUGGCGGAUCGCAGCACAACCUCACGACGGCCUUGACUCAUCCACCGCGACAAAAGGGGCGUCCUAGGAAGAGGAAGCCCAAGGACAUUGAGGCCAUGACAGCCAAUUUAGAUCUCAAUUCGGAAUAUUUGGACCUGAGCUAUGGACGAGGUGGUCCGGGUGGGUUGAAUGCAUCCUCACGAACGAAGAGGAUGCGAACAUCCUUCAAGCACCAUCAACUGCGCACCAUGAAAUCCUACUUUGCCAUCAAUCACAAUCCCGACGCCAAGGACCUCAAGCAACUGUCCCAGAAGACGGGAUUGCCCAAGAGGGUGCUUCAGGUUUGGUUCCAAAAUGCCCGUGCUAAGUGGCGGCGGAUGAUGAUGAAGCAAGAAGGAAAGGGUGGUGGCGGCGAAAAAGGUGAUAUUUCCUUGGAUUUGGACAGCUACAGCUCCCACAGUCCAUCCUUCAUGCUCGGCGGUCCGCAUAGUCCCCAUUCGAUUGACUGAAACACACUCUACGGUUUCCAUCCUCGAGGACUUUUGUACAUGAUUUCAUCUAGAAUGUUGUCUAGUUUUUAACUACAUACUACUACACAUACAAAAAAAACCCGCGCGUGUAGCUUUAGAUCGCAGAGAAAAUUCAUUCGAUUUUUCCCUGACUCCUAGAAGGAAUUUUCUCAUAUCUGUGAGAGCUCUUUAGCAUUAUUAUACAUAUUAAAUUUAGUGAGUGAGUGAAAAAAAAUCCUCUGUGGGUGCCAAGAAGUUUGGAGCUAACUAUUAAGGACAUUUUACUUCCCAUAGCCUUCCAAAUUUCUUAUUAUCCUAGUAGAUUAUAAACUACCUAACCCUUAAAAGAAAGGAACCCUAAAGUAUGUUCUUGAGCAAGUAUGUUAUACAAACUUGUCAUCUCAACACGUAACUAAGGAACAGGUGUAGUUUUUUUAUAUAGGUCCUAUAUACAUGCAUAUAUAGCAAUUCUGCAAAUUCAAGCUAAAUGUGAAAAUCCUAUGUAUAAAAACAAGCUGAAAAAAAAACAGGUAAAAAAUACGAGAAAAAUAGCAAAAAAAUGUAAUUAAAAAUAAGAAUUUUUUUCUAUUUUGAUUCCUUGGAUAUUUGAAACAAAAAACUACGACCAUUAAAUUUAUUUGACGUAUAAAAUUAGAACCUUUGUCAUCUAGUUUUAAAAGAAAAACCAUAAUAAAAAUAGGAUAUAUAAUAUAAUUUAUGAAUGAGAAUCCCUUAGCUUAUUAACUUAAAAUUGCAUGAUAUUUAUGUAAUUUGUAAGUAGAAAAAAAGUGAAAAUACUUAUGGAAAAUAAGUCAGAAAAUAAAGAGAGAAUAUUGAAAAGUA